Paramecium octaurelia is the source of this 1587-nucleotide messenger RNA. The record is from the annotation of a GenBank genome assembly. NCBI's taxonomy places the organism in Eukaryota, Ciliophora, Oligohymenophorea, Peniculida, Parameciidae.
AUGCACCACAAAAAAGAGUAAGUUGGAGAGUUUUAUAAGGUCUUGGCCUUAUCCAAAGAGGUUGAUGGAGUAGUCCUCCCUAUCCUCAUUUACAUAUUAAAAAAUGAGAGAAUUUAAGACUGCUUAGAAUUUCUCUCAUAGGAUCAAAAUAAAUUCCUUCUAGAAAUAGAAAGGUAAAAGGUAGAAAAUUUAUCUCUGCUUGAUAAAGAACAGACUCUCAAUGGAGAGAAGAACAUUAAGAGAAUAACGGAUGUUCUCAAAAAAAUUAGGGAUCAUGAAUUUAAUAAACAGAAUUACUCGACAGAUGAUUAUGAAGAAAUUAAAAAGGAUCUUAUCUUUAAAAUAUAAUUGGAUAAGUAGAUUUUAGAAUUCCUAAAAUUUUUAGUUCAUCUUACUUCUUUAGAUGAGAGAUAUAUUUAGUGUGGAUCAAAUUCUCUUAAUUUACUAGUUUGUAUGAAGGUUGAUUUAAGGGAAUAAGCUUUUGAGAAUAUCAGGAUUAGAGACACCUCUUUAGUUGGUGGAAAUUUUGUAAGAUGCAAUUUAAAUGGAUCAGAAUUUGACAAUGUAGAUAUUAGUGGAAUGAACUUGAGUUAAUCGUUUUUGUUUAAUUGUAAAUGGAAAAACAUCAAAAUUCACGAGUUAAACAAACUAGAUGGUCAUUGUGGAAGAGUUAAUUAGGUAUGCUUUUCUCCAGAUAGUAAGUCAUUAGCUUCUUGUAGUGAUGAUAAAUCGAUUAUAUUGUGGGAUGUUAAAAUUGGGUAAGUUAAGUUUAUAAUCAAGGAAAAGGAAGAAGUUAAAUCAGUAUGCUUUUCACAUUCUAACAGUACUUUAGCUUUCAGCAGCGGAAAAUUUGUGUAUUUAUGGAGCCUUAAAACGGGAAAAUAAAAAGCAAAAUUAGAUGGUCAUUCAGGUGAUGUUAAUUCAAUUUGUUACUCUCCUGAUGGUACUACAUUAGCAUCUGGUAGUGAUGAUAACUCUAUCCAUUUAUGGGAUGUUAAGACAGGAUAAUAAAAAGCCAANAUUUUGUUAAGAUAAUUUUUUAUUUUUGCAUCAAAAUAUUUAGAGGAUCAAUAUUUGAAUACCUGGAUAAAUGGGUAGUUCAAUAUAUUUGGUAAAAUACUUUAAUUAAAAGUGGAAAUCUUUGAAAAUAUUUAAUUGAUGUUAAGAAAAAAUUAUAAUAUGAUAAUAUUCAAAGCCUAUUUCAUCCCCUAUUUUAUUUCCUAUUUAUUUUAUUUUUCAUCUCCUCUUUAAUCCCCUAUUUAUCUCAUAUUUUCCCCUAUGGAAUGCGUUUACUCAUAGUAAAUCUGUUUCGCAAAAAUCCCCUAUUUCAUAGCCAUUACCAAUUUCAUCGCCUAUCCCAGUAGGGGUUUGGCAAACUUGUAUUUUUCCAUCAGCCCAACCACAUUACUGGCUUCAUAGAGAGACAGUUAUAUGCCAGUCUUGACCAACCCUCAUAUUACCAUUCUAAAUAUCUUCUAGACUCCAAAUUUGGAAGCUUAAGGAGCUUUAAUAUUGAAAGAAGAGUUUUUUGAUAUAAUGGAUAUGAUUACGAUCAUUAUUUAUAUCUCAAUUUAAUUUAGAGAAUGA